Paramisgurnus dabryanus is the source of this 2257-nucleotide messenger RNA. It is a transcript of the gene tsku, whose product is annotated as tsukushi small leucine rich proteoglycan homolog (Xenopus laevis). Lineage: Eukaryota; Metazoa; Chordata; Actinopteri; Cypriniformes; Cobitidae. The record is from RefSeq and is a predicted model, not a curated record. Gene Ontology annotation, molecular function: protein binding.
UGUGUUCGUAUAUGCGUGCGUGCGGCGUUUUGUUGCUUCAUCUUCAGCCGCGAGUUUGUUCCCGAUUGAUUUACCAGAUAGAAAGACACAAACCAAACAAUCCCACAAAUGUGCUCGUGCGCUGUACUACAAAGUACUUUGAAUGUGGCGAUGUCUAAACCAAAAGCUUUUUCAGAUGUUGGCCUUGAAAAGUAAAAGCUUUUCAAUAGACGUGUCAGCCUCGAGUGGACUCACUGCACAUGUUUAGAUGUGGGUGAAAUCAUCAAAGUAGAGAUCGUGUGUAUUCCUCAACCUAACAACAUCUUCAGCCAUUAAAUGUUCGCACCUCUGGUACACCAAAUGCUGUCUAGCUUACCAUGGCGCCAUUACUGUGUCUCAUCUUCUCUGUGCUCGGUCUGGCUGUUGUGGGAGGGGUGAAGAACUGCCAUCCUAAAUGUCGAUGUGAAGUGGAGAGCUACGGUCUCUUCGACAGUUUCAGCCUGACCAAGGUGGACUGCAGUGGGAUCGGCCCCGCAGCCGCUCCGGUCCCCAUCCCUCUGGACACCUCCCAUCUCGACCUCUCCUUAAACUCCAUCAGCUCCAUCACAGACUCCAUGCUCUCUGGACCAGGCUACACUACAUUGGUUAGCCUGGACCUAAGCAACAAUCUCAUAAGUUACAUCAAUCCCAAAGCGUUCCUUAAGCUUCGUUACUUGGAGAGCUUAGAUCUGAGCAAGAACGCUCUUGAGAGUCUCAGCGAUAGCUGCCUCGCUGGUGUGCCUCUGGUCGAGGUGGACCUGAGUGAAAACCGAUUCAAGGACUUCAACUUGGAUCUCUUCACCACCAGGAUACAGGACAUGCCAAUCAUGGUGGACCUAUCCAAAAACCUUCUCACCUCCAUAUCUAGGAAAACACCUAGCCAUCCACUGUACAUCAAGAGUCUGAUGCUCGCAGGAAACAGAUUGAGAACCGUACCAAUGCUGAAAGGAGUUCCUCUCCAGUAUCUCAACCUGGAUGGCAAUCUCAUUUCCAGUAUUGGCGCAGGAGCAUUUGAAUCACUGACCGAACUCAUUUACCUGUCGCUUAGCGGCUUGCCUGAACUCAAAGUGAUACAAGCAGGUGCGUUUAAGGGCCUGAAGAACCUACAGGUCUUAGAUCUUUCAAGCAACAGCCAACUCAAGUCAUUGGGCUCAGAUGUAUUCACUGGCCUUGUUUCAUUGCAAGAGCUAAAUUUGUCCAAUACUGCUGUCACCCCUUUGUCAAGGACUGUUCUUACUCAAAUGCCAAGUAUAAAAAGUAUAACUUUAGGGCCAGAUGUGCAUUGCUGGAUGACACAUAAGCAAGGACAGUUUCAUAGACAGAUAGGACAGGGCAAACACAACGAUAUACUUACCUGUGAUUCUGCAGGUAUGAUCUUAUGAGCCAGGAAAGACAUAAAUGAACUAUUUUACCUUUGUGCCUUAAUUGUACUAUGCAAGAUUUUAUUUUUUCUACAUUGCAUUGUUCUUGCACAUACUUUUACAUAAGGUCCAAUAUUUUACACGUGUGUUCGUUGCAUUCCAAAACACAAAGUAUAUUUUACAAACCCAUGCACUUUAGAUUCCAGUUCUGUUGUGCUUGUAUUAAUAAGUCACUUUUGAGAUAUUUACUGUGUCUUGUGUUCUCAUUUUGGAUUAAGUGGAUUGUAUGUUUGUACUUAAAGAUGUUGCAAACCAAAGUAGCUGUUUCAAAUCUGUGCAUUACAAAUAUAUACAUUCAUUUAGUGAUGUAGCACAACUGAUAAUGUGCUCUAUGCUAUGUUCUGGAACUUUACUUUUAAUGAGGUUAAUAUUUUAACAUCUAUCAGGCAAUAUCAAUGUGUGAUUUUAAGGGUAUUAAGUUACAGAAUGAUUUAUAGUGAGCCUUCAUGACUGGUGAAUAUUUUGGUAUAAGUUUAACUUUAAUUGGCCAGUUUAACAUGCAAUACAUGGACAUUUAGUUUAGCCAUUUGAAUAAACUAAAACAAAACAUUUUUUUACCGUAACUGUAUUUAGUUCACCAGAAAAAAUGUAUUUUUUAAUAUUGAACCAUAAAACGUGAUUUAUAAAAUAUGUGACUGGGAAAUAUAAUUUUGCAUCACUUUAUUGUUUCAUCACAGAUGUUUAGAAAGACGCUAAAAUUAUGCACUUUUAAUGUUCUCGUGAGGUGAUUUAAAAAGAAAUCAUGAUGGUUGUUCAUCAUGUUGGAAAUGUUUUAUAUUUGUACAAAGUUUUACUCUCUUAAUAAAUAAUUAACUUUA